CUCUGAGCCGGUCAAUGAUGCCCUUUGGCUUGAUGCGCCGUGAGCUUGCUUGUGAAGGCUACCCGAUCGAGUUGCGCUGCCCUGGAAGCGAUGUUAUCAUGAUUGAAACAGCCAACUACGGCCGGACUGAUGACAAGAUCUGUGAUGCAGACCCCUUCCAGAUGGAGAAUGUGCAGUGCUACCUGCCUGAUGCCUUCAAGAUAAUGUCACAGAGGUGUAAUAAUCGCACUCAGUGUGUGGUGGUUGCCGGGUCAGAUGUGUUCCCAGACCCCUGCCCGGGGACCUACAAGUAUUUGGAGAUCCAGUAUGAGUGUGUUCCCUACAGUGAGUAC
Molecule: messenger RNA, 332 nt
Organism: Menidia menidia (Atlantic silverside)
Lineage: Eukaryota; Metazoa; Chordata; Actinopteri; Atheriniformes; Atherinopsidae
Source: the annotation of a GenBank genome assembly